Messenger RNA from Diabrotica virgifera virgifera (western corn rootworm), 651 nucleotides. RefSeq lists its product as uncharacterized. Gene Ontology annotation, molecular function: protein kinase activity; ATP binding. The transcript has 3 exons. Lineage: Eukaryota; Metazoa; Arthropoda; Insecta; Coleoptera; Chrysomelidae. Bases 1 to 651 code for a protein of 216 amino acids. The record is from RefSeq and is a predicted model, not a curated record. Gene Ontology annotation, biological process: protein phosphorylation.
AUGCCACAAGUAGACGUUUUGUAUAAUGCCCUUCAAAAGGCUAAAACGGAUCCUUUGGAAAUCAAUAAAAAUGUGACAGAUUUCGAAAGAUACAUGAAUUCAGUUAGAAAUUCAAUAGAUGAUACCAUUGACCAAGGUUCUAGUUUAUGCGUUGAACCAUUACCAACUAAAAGGUUACGGAAGGAUAACAGUCCAGUAGAUCAUCGGAGAGCAUCUAUCGAAAAAGAACAAGAAAGAUUACAAAAACUGAUGCAAGAAAUGUUAUUUGACGACGAGAAUUCGCUUUUUGGAGAUCUAUACUUAUCGGACCACUAUUCUAUGAAAGGUUCCGAAAGCAGUCACAGUGACUCGUCUUUUGAAAAUGUGAAAAAACCCAAACGCCAGAGUGUUAGAGCUGGCAGGAUAUCAGCUGAAGGGGAAGGGUAUUUUGGCACUGUUUACAAGGCUCUACAUAAAUACGAGAACAAGAACUACGCCGUAAAAAAGUUAAAAUCCGCUCAAGUUUCUGAUGCUAAGAAGUUAAAAAAAAUAAGAAAUUUUGAAAAAGUGGGAUACCACCCACUCAUAGUUAAAUACAUCAUGGAAUGGGAGGAAGAAGCUGAAAUAUACCUCAUGAUGCAGUUAUCCCAGACGAGUCUGGCUAGCUUUUAA